AGCAAAACAGCUUUCAUAUUUUUGAUUUUUUUUAAAGAGAUACAUAUUGCAAUGGAAGAUGAAUUAGAUAAGGUACAAAUAGUUACUAGGAGAAGGAGAGUGGUUUCCUAAAAAAGCAGCUGUUUCCUGGCCAACAUUGACCAAAUGUCUUUCAGCUGGUCCACAAUAGAGCGAGACAGCCCUGGUACACAGGGCGGCAAACGUACCAAGAUGUCCCACCACAUCACCAGCUGGGACAUCAAUGAUAGUCUGGCGGCAGACUUUGAUGGCUCCCUGUCGGGGCUGGGCACAGAGCUGGGUACUGCAACCUAUAAUAUGAGUGAGGCACUGCUGGCUCUACCUGUUUUCAAGCAGGAGAAUUUAGAUAAUGGGUUCCAGUACAUACUAGGAGCAGCAACCUCUCCAGCUGUUAAAAUAAACGAAGAGACACUUACUUAUCUAAAUCAGGGUCAAUCAUAUGAGAUCAAGCUGAAGAAGCUUGGUGACUUGUCAGACAUGCAGGGAAAAUGUCUCCGGAGCGUUGUUAAAGUUUGCUUUCAUGAGAGGCGACUGCAGUACAUGGAGAAGGAACAGUUGGAGUCGUGGAAACAGCUUCGGCCUGGAGAACGAAUCAUGGAUAUAGAUAUACCCUUGUCCUAUGGUCUAAUGGAAGUAAACCUGGAUGGUAUGGACACAGGACCGUCCGCUGGGGGUCUCAUGGACACUCAGAAUACUGUCCGCUUGAAUGGAGCGGAGGUUGUGUGGGACCCCACGAAGGAGGCAGGGGUCUACAUCCGGGUCAACUGUAUAAGUACAGAGUUCACAGCUAAGAAACACGGCGGGGAGAAAGGCGUGCCAUUCCGAGUCCAGGUGGGGACAUACGCCAAGGGGGACAAAUCCAACAAGUUUUUACACUGCGCCUCAUGUCAGAUCAAGGUGUUCAAGCCUAAAGGUGCAGACAGAAAACACAAGCGGGACAGAGAGAAAAUGGAAAAAAUGUCAGAAACAGAAAAAGAGAAGUUUCAGCCGUCCUACGAGUGUACAGUAUUGACGGAGGUUCCUUUGGAGCAAGUGUUGCGAAUCCUAGCAAAAUCAGCUACUAUAGGGGUGAAGUCCCCGUCCACCUUCUCAAGUCUGGCUCAGAGCUUCUCCGAGCUCAGUGCUACAAGGUCUCCAUCCGUCACAGUCAUUGGUCAUUCCCCCUUACGGACUGCUGGGCCGUCCUCUGUCACAUCAACACCCAACCCCUCGGGGGACAACCCAGGGGACGGGCUCACUCCUAUCAUUAACAAUCGCACCUCAUCUGACAGUCCAAUAGACCCUGUCGCUCCAGGGGCGCUCUCUGCUGAGGCAACAGCCAAUCAGGUGACCGCCUGGCUACAGGCCAACAGAUUCUUCAACUACAGUCGGGUAUUCCAAAAUUUUUCAGGGGCUGAUAUUUUACGACUAUCUCGAGAAGAUCUCAUACAAAUCUGCGGGAUUGUUGACGGAAUCCGGCUAAACAAUGCGUUACAAGACAAAGCUGUCCGACCAAGGCUUACUAUCUUUGUAUGUCAAGAAAGUGACUCAGUGUACCAUGCCCUGUACAUGGAGAGCCUAUGCAGUCACGAGUUAACAUGUAAGCUAGCAGCACUAUACAGCGUGGGGCCAGAACAGAUCGCCGAAUUAUAUUGUCAGGGACCCUCGGAUAUCUAUAUACUGGUCACAGAUGAGGUUGUGGGCAAUUUGGAUGAUCAGUCAAGAUUUUGUGUGGAGGCCAUAAAAUCUGACUCCUCAAAUCAGUACAAGGUUUUAUUGAAGACCAUAAUCUGACAGUGCACACACCGUUACUGAAGACUGGAUAUAUACAUAAGGCAUGACUGAAAACAGGAUAUUAAGUGUACAAGGCUUUACUAAAGACCGGAAUAUAAAGGGUACAAGAUGUUACUGAAGACUGGAAAUAUAAUGUAGCAGACUGGACUGAAGACUAGAUAUUAAGUAUACAAGGAGUUUCUGAAGACUGGAUUAUAAAGUGAGGAAGGCGCUAAUGAAGACAUUGCCUCAUAUCAUACAAGACAUCACUGAUGCUGUACAAGGCAUCACUAAUGCUGUACAAGGCAUCACUGAUGCUGUACAAGGCAUCACUAAUGCUGUACAAGGCAUCACUAAUGCUAUACAAGGUCACAUAAUGUACUGCAUUACUGAUGCUGUACAAGGUCGCUGUACUGUACAAGGCAUCACUGAUGCUGUACAAGGUCACUGUUCUGUACAACAUCACUGAUGCUGUACAAGGUCGCUGUACUGUACAAGGUGUUACUGAUGCUGUACAAAGUCGCUGUACUGUACAAUAUCACUGAUGCUGUACAAGGUCACUGUAUUGUACAAUAUCACUGAUGCUGUACAAGGUCGAUGUACUGUACAUUAUCACUGAUGCUGUACAAGGUCGCUGUACUGUACACUAUCACUGAUGCUGUACAAGGUCACUGUAAUGUACAGUAUCACUGAUGCUGUACAAGGUCGCUGUACUGUACACUAUCACUGAUGCUGUACAAGGUCACUGUAUUGUACAGUAUAAAGGUUGCUUUAUAAGGUGUUACAAACUGUUGUUAAUUGUUGUGUGCCAGAGUUAUGGAAGCAGUGUGACUUAUUAUGUAUAUUCUGAAUUGUUUUGUUGAUGAGAGUAAGUACCUAUGUCAGUUAUUUUGUUGGUGUUGUGGUGUUACCCAGCGUGGUAUCGUGUAUAGAACACUACAGAUCAGGAUAUAAUAUGUAUCAUGUUGUUAUUGUUGAGAAACUGUAUUAUAAGGAUGUUUACUUUGAAGUCUUCUCUUAAGUGUAAUUAGGACUAAACUGUGUGGUCCACUUAAAUGUCAUAAGGAUGUAUACUCUUUGUGGUCAACUGUACAGUGUAAUUCAGAUGUACUGUGUGUGGUCCAAUGUACAGUGUAAUUAGGAUGUACUCUGUGUGGUCCACUGUACAGUGUAAUUAGGAUUUACUCUGUGUGGUCCACUGUACAGUGUAAAUAAGAUGUACUCUGUGUGGUCCACUGUACAAUGUAACUAUGAUGUACUCUGUGUGGUCCACUGUACAGUGUAAUUAGGAUUUACUCUGUGUGGUCCACUGUACAGUGUAAUUAGGAUUUACUCUUUGUGGUCCACAGUACAGUGUAAUUAGGAUGUACUAUGUGUGGUCCACUGUACAGUGUAAUUAGGAUUUACUCUGUGUGGUCCACUGUACAGUGUAAUUAAAAUGUACUCUGUGUGGUCCACUUAAAUGUCAUAAUGAUGUAUACUCUUUGUGGUGCACGGUACAGUGUAAUUAGGAUGUACUAUGUGUGGUCCACGGUACAGUGUACUUAAAAUGUACUUUGUGUGGUUCACUGUACAGUGUAAUUAAAAUGUACUCUGUGUGGUCCACUUAAAUGUCAUAAUGAUGUAUACUCUUUGUGGUGCACAGUACAGUGUACUUAGGAUUUACUUUGUGUGGUCCACUGUACAGUGUAGUUAGGAUGUACUAUGUAUGGUCCACUGUACAGUGGAAUUAGGAUGUACUCUGUGUGGUCCACGGUACAUUGUAAUU
Messenger RNA from Mizuhopecten yessoensis (Yesso scallop), 3538 nucleotides. Its product is annotated as transcription factor CP2-like. Gene Ontology annotation, molecular function: RNA polymerase II cis-regulatory region sequence-specific DNA binding; DNA-binding transcription activator activity, RNA polymerase II-specific. The transcript has 21 exons. Gene Ontology annotation, cellular component: nucleus. The coding region runs from base 145 to 1791 and encodes 548 amino acids. Gene Ontology annotation, biological process: regulation of transcription by RNA polymerase II. The record is from RefSeq and is a predicted model, not a curated record. NCBI's taxonomy places the organism in Eukaryota, Metazoa, Mollusca, Bivalvia, Pectinida, Pectinidae.